Erinaceus europaeus (western European hedgehog) is the source of this 3791-nucleotide messenger RNA. Its product is annotated as C-type lectin domain family 2 member B-like. Gene Ontology annotation, cellular component: external side of plasma membrane. Lineage: Eukaryota; Metazoa; Chordata; Mammalia; Eulipotyphla; Erinaceidae. The annotation marks the transcript as partial. The transcript has 5 exons. The record is from RefSeq and is a predicted model, not a curated record.
AAAAAACAAAAACAAAACUCUGAUAACAGCAUCCUGAACAGAAUUCCUGAAAAGAAUCCAGAACAGAUUCUCGGACAGAUUCCUGAACAGAACCCUGAACAGAUUCCGAAACAGAUUCUUGAAAAGUAUCCUGAACAGAAUCCUGAGCAAAUACUUGAACCACUUCUUGAACAGAAUCCUCAACAGAAUCAAGGUCACUUUAGAAAAAUUACCUGCUAUACUUGCCCAGAUAAUUGGAUUAGUUUCCAAAAUAAAUGCUACCUUUUCUCUGAAAAUGAGAGCAGUUGGAAUGCAAGCAUAUCUGAUUGUCUUACCCAACAAGCUGACUUAACAACGAUUGACACUGACCAAGAAAUGAAUUUUCUUAAGCGACACAAAGGCAGUUAUGAUCACUGGAUUAGGCUGGGAACGACAAAUUUUUCAGCAAGAUGUCCCAUAAAUAAAACUACGUUUCACAGUAGGGUUAAUGUGAGUGGGACGGAAGAAUGUACCUACCUCACAGAUGAUGUUGAUUGUGUGGCAAUAGCCAGAUGCUACACAGAUAGAAGAUGGAUUUGUAGGAAAACACUUACUAUAAAUUAACUGCCAAUAUCCUGAUGUUGCCUGGAAAUUUUGCUAGUAGAAACUGCUGAACUACCACAGAAAAGACACUGGCCUGAAGCACAAUGCCACUAAACAAUUUAGCUCAGGACCUCUUACAAUGAAGAAAUGAUCAAGCAAUGCCUCAUGUUCUAAAAGACCAGAUGAACUGUUGAACUCAAGCACCCAUUUGUUUAACCUUAAACUGACUUUCCCUGUUCUUCAAGUAUGUCUUGCAUAUGACUGGUGCACUGUCUCACCAGCUCCAACUCCUCUUUAGCAAAAAAUAGACAAUAGAGAAUUUAGCAGCCCUCAUUUCUCUAUACAUAUAUAUUUCUGGAAACAAGGAGAGAAGAGCUCGGUCCAAGCUCUCCAUUGUGCUCCAGACUGCAAUAACAGACUUUCCCUCUUGCAAAAGGUAUGAGACUAGACUUUCUGUGGCAACAGGCAGAAGGCUGACUUUGGGUUCAAGUAGAGUCACUGGUAGGGCUUUUUUAAAAAUAACAUUUUUAUUUAUUUAUUAUUGAGUAGAGAAAGAGUGAAAUUGAGAAAGGAAGGGGAGAUGGAGAGAGAGACAGAGAGAUACUUGCAGCCCUGCUUUAUCACUCUUGAAGCUUUCCCCCUGCAGGUGAGGGCUAGGGGCUUUAACCCUGGUCCUUGCUCAGUGUAGUGUGUGCACUCAAGCAGGUGUGCCACCGCCUGGCCCACACUAGUGGGGCUUUUAAUUAUCCUACUGAUCUACUUACAGAAACUCUACCACGUUCAGUAGAGUCCUCUGGCUAGAACCUUGUACUCACUGGACAUCUUGUCUAGAGAUGUGCCCCAACUGCUCCCUACCUGUCAUAGUGACUAUUGAUGCUUGAUGUAUUUUUCAUUCUUUUGUAAAGGGGGGGCUACUUAAAUAUGAAAUCUUCUAUGGGGAGAAUAAUCCCAAAAUAAUAUACAUUUUCUUCUAUCUCUCUUGGAAUAGCUCAUCACUGAUUCCAGUUUCUGACUGAAUAUCACUAAGUCCCUUAAAAUCUUAUAAAGACUCUUAGGGAGGUUUAUAUAGGCUAGCAUCCUACUCUGGUUCCCUUCUGAUCUUGAAUUUGAGCAAAAUCCAAAACCCAAAAGUGAAUUUUCUUGCCAAUUGCAUGAUAGUAAGAUCUGUAAUUAUCACUUGAACAUUUGUUGUCCUCAACAGAAGCUAUUGCUUACUCUAAGUCUCUAAUUUUCAGAUAAAUUCAUGGGGAAUAAAGUGGAUUAAUAAUGCAGAAACCUAGGUUUAUCUUGCAACUAAGAAACUACAGACCUUAUGGGGAAAUAUGAGCUUUUAAAAUGACUAAUUAAAGGUCAAAUUUUUUGCAUAGUGCUAAAUGGACUAUUGAGGGCAAAUAUAAUUUAAAUAUUUCUUUUGUUUAAAAUAGCACAUUUUGAAUUUGUUGGAAAAAUCAUAGCUUCUUUUUUCUGAGCUAGUUAACCUGCAGCUACCAUGAUUUCACCAAGACUUUGACUGAAAUGUCAAAGACCAAUCUGCUUUGGGAAUUAAAAUUGAUUUUAUUAAGCCAACAAAGAAGAAAGUAGCCUGACACCUUACUUAGAAGGCUCCACAGGGUUUUGGCAAGACCAGGAAUCUCAGAAAAUUUGGUAAUCACAAGAAGUUAAGAAUGAAUCCUCCAGUUCAAACGACAUUUGAUGGUAAGAUCAGAUGCUGCUCAUGAUCAUAUGUGCUCAACCUAGAUUCUAGCAAAGAAAACUUAUAGUUAGCUCUGUUUGUUUUGUUCUUAGGCCAAGUUUAUUCUUCAAUAAUUUGUUAUUCAAUAAUUAUUUAAAAAUAUAUGCUACAUAUAUCCCCACCUGCAGGAGGAAAGCUUCAUGAGUGGUGAAGCAGGGCUGCAGGUGUCUAUAUCUUUCCCUUUCUAUCUCCCACUCCCAUCUCAAUUUCUCUUUGUCUCUAUCCAGUAAAAAUAUAUAUGCUAUAUACAUAAAUGUAGAAAUGUUAAAUUAAUGUUUUUCAAUAGGUUUAGUUUGCAAAUGAAUUGAUUUUUACUGUCAUUAUUUGGAAGAGUUAGGGUGAAGCUAGAGAAAAACUAUUUUCGUAAUAUAUCUUUUGGUAACAGAUUCUAAUAUCCAUUGUCAAUUUUUGAGGUUUUUUUUUUUCACUGUGUGCUGGAAUGUAUCUUAGAUAUUUCAGAUAUCUGUGACUAUCCAGAUUAAUAUUUCCACUUUCUUCCGAUCUUUCGAUUUUAAUUGAUCAUGAAUGCGGACUGUAAUUUUUCUGUUAAGGUUUUGUUGUAUCUUGGGAUCUUUGACUGUAGAAUAUUAUAACUCAAUGCUUUUUCAGAAAUCAAGCUGAAAAUGCUACUAUGAUGCCAACCUGACUUCCCUGGGUAGAUGACCUCACCAAUGUACCCUGGGACUCCAUCUCUCCAGAGCCCUGCCCCACUAGGGAAAGAUACAUGAGAGUAUGUAUCAACCUGCUAAUACCCAUGUUCAGUGGAGAAGCAAUUACAAAAGUUAGACCUUCCACCUUCUUCACCCCAUAAUGAUCCUGGGUCCAUGCUGCCAGAAAGGUAAAGAGGUAUCAAGGGAGGAGAUUGGAUGCAGAGUUCUGGUGGUGGGAAUUGUGUAGAACUGUACCCCUCUUAUCCCAUGGUCUUGUCAUUGUUUCUACUAAUUGACAAUAAUGUGUUCCCCUAUUGAUGAUAUUCUCUCAGGAUAGUGAUUGUCACUUAGGGAGUGUAGUCAUCAUGCUGGGGAGCUGCAAGAAGCAAAGGUUCCUCAUGUUCAUGACCUGGAGGAAGGGCAGGGCUAUAGGAUGUGGGGGGAAACUAACUACAUCUGUGUUUGCUAAAUGGCUUUACCCAAUUGUCUCAACUGCCUUAGUUUUCCCUAAUAGGGGUAAUUUUACAUCUUAAAUCAAGACACCAGUUAGGCGUUUCUCUUCUCUUGAAGAACACUGGGAAUCUCACAAUCUUUCAUGCGGAUGGGCUUCUAGGUCCCUGAGAAGGACUUUUCUGAGUUGUUAAAAAUGUCAAGAGACAUUUAAAUGACUUAAGUCUCUUAGGGACAGGGGAAAAAUCAACUAAUUUUUAAAUGUAAAUGGUCUUAAAGAGAGAGAGAGAGAAAAAAAGAAGGUGGGAUAUAUAUUCUGUAACAUUUAGUGCAGUGGAUGAAAAUGUUAAUGCCAUCUUGAUCACUCCCCAUAAAUAAUAAUUAGAAUGAGAAUUAAU